AUGCAACGUGGCCACGCUUGCAAGCAGCCCCAGCUCCCUUGCCUGAUCCCCAGUCAGGCGUCCGGACGGAACGAACCCGCGACAAGCAGAGGCCACCACACCUGUAUUUGUGAACUAAAGAAGCCCAAGUGUUGAGAGAAGAGAAACUGGAAACAUACACUCUGCUUUGAACCAUACUUUGCCUAUCAUAUUCUUCAAUGAGUACAUGAGAAGCCUCCAUUGCAGAUUGGAACCCAUUUGGGAAAAGGGUUAAUUUGUGUGUGUGCCUCUUACUGUACGUGAAGAUCAUUAAGGCUAUUGGAUAAUGUUUUAUUUCCUCCUUCUGUGUGUGUGAUUCUAAAUAUGCAAGUUUAUAUAUCUGAUUGAGACCAAAUUCAGCAAACCGAAAACAGGCAAGAACAGAUGAACAUACUAGCAAGCACUCCUUUUUGAGUGUUAGCAAUUUUUCAGCACAACUGUUUGAAUUUAAAGUGUAGAAGCAUCUAUACUUGUGAAUACCCAAUAGUGUGAAGGAAGCAUUUUUGUGAGUGUAUUUGUACACAGUAAUAAAUGAAGAUUGUUGGCCCAUGAAUGAAUAAUGUCAGAGAACGGAAGGUGUGUAUAUUUGUUAACACCGAAGUACCUGUAAUAUGUUAUUUUUGGUGGUAAAGAGGGAGUAAGAAUACCACCAUAAAUGUUAACACAAGCAUUCUCCCAUUAGUGUUAAUACUAAUGAGUUACGAUUUGAUUUUUGGUGUAAUUAAUAACAUUUAUUUGUUACAGAUAAAACUUUACAUUUUUAAAGGUCAUUUAGAAAGACUGGUCAUUCUUGGCCAUCUUCUUAUUUUUAAAGGCUUUAUAAAACAACUUUUAAAAGCAGUGUAAAAAUAAAGGAAUAUUAAUGUGUUCUAAUUUAAAAGAAUAAACUGCCAAUGCAUUGGGGUUUUAAAAAUAACAUUCCAGUUGCCAAUUAAUGGGCAAAAAACCUAUGAAUACUCAACCGUGCACUUUCUGUUUGUCCAGAAUUGCACUUCACAAGAGCAUGUGCUAGAACAGGCAGUUGUGUCCUCACUGUGUGUAUUUGUGUAUGCACAUCCAAAUCACAAGUCUGAAAGUGUGUGAAUGUGCAAGGAUCUAUUUGUGUGCACUCUGUGUGUGUGUGUGUGUGUGUGUGUGUGUGUGUGUGUGUGUGUGUUGAAUAACUGCACCAUCAAUGGAGAAGUCCAAAGCAGACCUAGAAUCUGUAGCGACCCCUGAAGAUGAAUCCAACCAAGAUCUGCUCUCCGAAGAGUCUGCUGCCCGACCUGCCUGGGGAUCAAAGGCCCAAUAUAUCCUGGCCCAGGUUGGCUUUUCUGUUGGGCUUGGCAACGUCUGGCGGUUUCCCUAUCUCUGCCAUCAAAAUGGGGGAGGUGCUUUCCUGCUGCUGUACCUGUUGCUCCUCUUUGUCAUUGGGAUCCCCCUUUUCUUCUUGGAAUUGGCAGCGGGACAAAUUAUCCGACAGGGCAGCAUUGGGGUCUGGAAGUACAUCAGUCCCCGCCUGGUGGGCAUUGGUUUUGCAAGCUGUGUGGUUUGUUCCUUUGUUGCUCUAUAUUAUAAUGUCAUUAUUGCAUGGAGUCUUUUCUACUUGGCUAACUCCUUCCAGUUUCCUCUGCCUUGGAACGACUGCCCAGAAACAGUCAACCAAACUGUCCCAGAAACAGAGUGUCUGGAGAGUUCUGCCACUGUCUACUUUUGGUACCGUAAGGCUUUGCAUGUGACCAAUUCCAUUGAGGAGAGUGGAGGUCUUGAUCCAGCACUUACUGGCUGCCUCUUUGCUGCUUGGGUUCUGGUGGGUCUGGCGAUGAUUAAAGGCAUCAAAUCCUCUGGCAAGGUGCUGUAUUUCAGUUCUUUGUUCCCCUACGUGGUUCUCUUUUGCUUCCUGAUAAGGGCACUUCUGCUAGAAGGGGCUGCUGAUGGAAUCUGGAUCAUGUUUACACCAAAGCUGUCCAUCUGGGGAGAUAUGCAGGUUUGGCGUCAGGCAGCCACCCAGGUGUUCUUUGCCCUGGGCCUGGGCUUUGGCACCAUCAUCGCCUAUUCCAGCUACAACCCCCGCCACAACAACUGCCACUUUGAUGGGCUGCUUGUGGCCUUGGUCAACUUCCUUACCUCAGUCCUAGCCACACUGGUUGUGUUUGCUGUGCUGGGUUUCCGUGCCAACAUCAUUGCACAGAAGUGCGCUGAGAGGAAUACAGAAGUUCUUGCACAACUAGCAUUGAAUGGCUCCCUCUCUGUUGUCCUUCCUGAAAACUUCACAUAUUACUCUGCCUCACAGUAUAGUGCCUGGUAUCAGGAGCUCCAAAACAACACAGAGCAGCAGCUACUCCUGCAGAAGUGGGAGAUUGGAGACUGCCGUGCAGAGGAUGAAAUGCACAAGGGUGUGGAGGGUACAGGCCUAGCUUUCAUCGCUUUCACAGAGGCCAUGACACUGUUUCCAACUGCCCCUUUCUGGUCUGUGCUAUUCUUUUUCAUGCUGCUGAACUUGGGGCUGAGCACCAUGCUGGGGAACAUGCAAGGGAUCAUCACUCCUCUGCUGGACAACUUCCACAGUCUCCAGCGUCGACGGACCCUUUUUACAGUGCUGUGUUGUAUUGUUGGAUUCCUGUUUGGCCUGGUUUUCGUUCAACGCUCAGGCAAUUAUUUUGUCACCAUGUUUGAUGACUAUUCAGCCACUCUUCCCCUACUUAUAGUUGUGGCUUUUGAAGCUUUUGCUGUGGCCUGGAUCUAUGGAGCUGACAGAUUCUUAGGUGACAUAGAAAAAAUGCUAGGAUGGCGCCCUUGGAGAAUCUACAAGUACAUGUGGCGCUUUGUGAGCUUGGCAUCAAUGUUGUGCCUGCUGAUAGCAAGUUUGGUACGCAUGAUUUUGAAGCGGCCCACCUACCGGUCCUGGAACAGAGAAAAGGCAGAGGAACAGCAACUGGAAUACCCACCAUGGGCCAUGGGCGUUUUGUUCAGCCUUAUUGUUGUGGCUGCUCUUCCAAUCCCGGUUAUGUUCCUUCGGCAGCUGGUGAUAGAAUGGUUUUCUCGGCGCAGCAGAAGGUCCGGCUUGGCAGUGGAACGCGUGCCAACAGAGGAAGAAUAUGAGGCAGAAGAAAAAGAGAGCCCAGCAGAUCCAGAUCACAAAGGCAAUGGAUAUGUGUUGGUCCAGGCAGAAGACAGGCAGGAUUAGUUGCGACUUCCCUUAGGAAUGUGCCCCACGUGCGGUGCGAUUGUUCCAGCUCCUGGAUCAUGAAGACUGCUGCUGAUUUUUUUCCAGCCUCUGAUAUCUUUGAUAAGGAGAGACAUGAUUUUUAGCCCCACUCCUCCAUGGUGCUAUAUUUAUAGGGUAGGAAAAGAGAGCUUCCAAACACAUGACACUCCCAAUCCAGCCUAGAGAGUUUCUUCUGCUCUUAUCUCCUAGAUAAUGUGAUUGGAGAUAACACAUUAUUUAAAGACUGAUCACAUUCUGAGCUCAGGUUUUUAGACUGGCAGUGGUUUGCAUUCCUGAAAGUUAUUGCAGUAAGGUACAGUGGUUAAAUUUACAACUGGUCCUGGGCCAGCUUACUUUGCCCCCAAGUUCAACCUGAAGAACUUUUGCCCUUAUCUCUGAUCAGUGAUUGGAGGCAGAAGUUAUUUAAAGACUGAUAACAUUCUGUGUGGAAUAGGAAGUGCGGAUUUACAGACUAGCAGUGUUUAGCUUUCUUGAAAGGUACUGUAUUGCAAUGGAGUAGUUCAGAAAAGUUUACAAAUGGUCCUACCUAUUUUGCUUUGUCCCCGGACUGUACCCUUUGUCCCAUGCAGUGCUGUAGUGUGGUCAUCAAGACCCUUUACAACUUUAAAUUUGGCUUUAGGGUCAAAAAGGUCUCCCAACACGUGGUAUAAUGGGUGCCUGCCAAAGAAGGUUGCUGAAGCUAAAUUGCUUAGGCUGAUUUGAGUCGAUACAAACUGUUCUUCCAUUUAAUCUGCCUCCAGAUGAGCAGUUCUUUGUGCCAAUCAACCAUUGCUUUUCCACUGUAAACAAGAAGUGUGAUUGCACUAGAACCUUCCACAGCAGUGUGGAUAUUGCACUUUUUUGUGUAUUCAUCUUACUUGUUCUAUUCACUCUGGUAGGCAAGAUAUAUGGAUAGAGCCAUUAGGAAAAAUUAUGAGUGGCCAUUAGAAAAAUAGAUAAAUAAAGCAAUAAUCUUUAAAAAUUCAACUAUUUAGCACUGGACACUAGGUCACUUACGCAUAAUUGCCAGUUGUUUUGGCUCAAAACUGGGUCAGAAUUAUAGACUGGAUUUUUUUAAUUGGGUGGGUAGGGGAAAUCACAUUACUGAAAUGGUAGUGACUUAGGCCUGUUACAGACUGCCAAAAAUAAAGCUGCUUCGGGUCUCUUUGGAGGUAUGCUGUUUAAAUGAUGCAUGCAUCCUAAGAAUCCGGAAUCCAG
Messenger RNA from Sceloporus undulatus (fence lizard), 4423 nucleotides. RefSeq names its product solute carrier family 6 member 16 (gene SLC6A16). The coding region runs from base 1193 to 3184 and encodes 663 amino acids. Lineage: Eukaryota; Metazoa; Chordata; Lepidosauria; Squamata; Phrynosomatidae. Gene Ontology annotation, biological process: sodium ion transmembrane transport. The record is from RefSeq and is a predicted model, not a curated record. Gene Ontology annotation, cellular component: membrane. The transcript has 13 exons.